This is a messenger RNA of Rangifer tarandus platyrhynchus (Svalbard reindeer), 348 nucleotides long. The record is from the annotation of a GenBank genome assembly. Lineage: Eukaryota; Metazoa; Chordata; Mammalia; Artiodactyla; Cervidae.
AUGGAUAGGGACUGGCACACAAGAAGCCACACACUCAGCCAACCCCAGCAGAGGCCAAGGAUCCUCAGAGGGCGCCCAGCAGCCACUCCGCAUCUGGUGGUGGAGGUCGGAGAUGGCGGGGGGGGGGAGGCGGCAGAGAUCCGCGCGGCUUUCCAGCCGAGCGCAGGAGGAAUGCCAUCCAGCCCAGUGGGUGCUGGCCGCUGGUGGGACCUGGGCUCUGGUCUGAGGCAGAGCCACUGGGCCCCCCAGCCCCUGCAGAGACAGCCCUCCCUCCUCACUUCGGGGGACUGGCACCGGCAGGAAGUCAUCAAGAGGCCCCGCCACCCAGCUGCUCGAGCUCUGCAAUAG